This is a messenger RNA of Nelumbo nucifera (sacred lotus), 1089 nucleotides long. Its product is annotated as glycolipid transfer protein 3. The record is from RefSeq and is a predicted model, not a curated record. Gene Ontology annotation, biological process: ceramide transport; intermembrane lipid transfer. Gene Ontology annotation, cellular component: cytosol; cytoplasm; membrane. Gene Ontology annotation, molecular function: ceramide 1-phosphate binding; ceramide 1-phosphate transfer activity. NCBI's taxonomy places the organism in Eukaryota, Viridiplantae, Streptophyta, Magnoliopsida, Proteales, Nelumbonaceae.
GUUAGAAAAAUAUACAAGGAAAGGAUCGAGUUCGGUGCGGAGAAGCCAUCUCCUCCCCAAGAUUUAAAUACCAGUGUGGUAAAAGGGGUUGUGGCGUGUGGGGGAGGGGUUGCAAGGUGGGGUCUAACAAAACCGGCAACCAAACUAGAGAUGCCAUUUCGAUGUAAAUAGAUUCUCUCUCUCUCUCUCUUAAGCUAACAGAAGAAGAGUGAGGAAGUAGUGGAAAUCAAAUGAAAAGGAGAAGAGAAAUGGAGAAGGGGUCGGAGAUAAGAUCCGCCAUCGAGGAGCUUUCUAUGGUCGUCAAGGUCAAGCCUGGUGUUGAUCCUAAUGUUGCCUAUCUUCCAACCAAGCCAUUUCUCUAUACCUGCAACCUGCUUAUUCAAAUACUUGAUAAGAUUGGACCAACAAUGGCGGUUUUGAGACAAGACAUCCAUCAGAACAUCCAGAGACUUGAGAAGAUUUACGAAUUGGAUCCAUCGAUUUAUUCAAACUUAAUUGAGAUUUUGAAGAAAGAGGCUGGAGAGGGGGUUGCGAAAAAGCCCACCAGCUGUGCAAGAGCCUUGGUUUGGCUGACCAGGUCUUUGGAUUUCACAGUAAAUUUGUUAGAGAAGUUAGCAAAAGAUGUUGGACAAAAUCUUGAGCAAGUGGUGGAGGACGCAUAUAACGUUUCAUUGAAACCAUGGCAUGGAUGGAUUUCUUCAGCUGCAUAUAAGGUAGCUCUCAAGUUGAUCCCUGAUAACAAAACCUUCAUUAAACUGCUCAUGAUCGAAGACGAAGACUACGACAUGUUAAAAGAGGAAAUACAACAAUUGGUUCCAUUACUUCUGUCUCUUCUAGAUGAUAUCCACUCCAUUCUGAGGACUUUUCGCUUGGACAAGUUAAAGGCCAACUAAGGAGAGAACAUAAACAUGGGAGCAACUUCAUUUUUGUCUGACAUAGUUUGCUUUGUACAAACUUAAUUGCUUACUGUUUGAGUUUUCGUUCAAUCUUGUCUUUUCUUUAUGUAAAUAUGUACAGAUACAGUUUUAUCAGUUAUGUGUAAACUGAAGUUUGUAAAUAAUACAUGUAUUAAAGAGAGUUCAGAUAUAA